AUGGCCCGAUCCCAGAAGGACCCCGCGAUCCUCGAGAUCGCACGCACCCUCAAGAACACGCCCUGGUGCGAGAACUACGAGCUCAUGGUCUCCGGCAUGAUGUACAACCCCGUCGACCCGGUCCUGGUCGAGGGCCGCCACCAGGGCCGGUGCCUGGCCCGCGACUUCAACGACCUCGACCACCGCAAGCACACCGCCGACGAGGUCGCCGAGAAGAAGUCCGAGAUCCUGGGGCGGAUGCUGGGGCGCGUCGGCGCCGGCACGUUCGUGGAGGCGCCGUUCAUCGUGGAUUACGGGUGUAAUGUCAUUUUCGGCAAGAACUGCUUCGCCAACUUCAACAUGACAAUCCUCGACGUGAGUCUCGUCACAAUCGGCGAUCGCGUCCAGUUCGGUCCCAACGUCAGCAUCUACACCGCGGGCCACGACACCUCGGUCCUCUCGCGCAUCAAGUUCGUCGAGUACGGGCUUCCCGUGACCAUCGAGGACGACUGCUGGAUCGGCGGCGGCGUCAUCAUCAUGCCGGGCGUCACCAUCGGCCGGGGUACGACUGUCGGUUCGGGGGCCGUCGUGACCAAGAGCUUGCCGGCGUACUCUGUUGCCGUGGGCAGCCCCGCGAGGGUGAUCAAGACGUUGAGGACUGUAGAGGAGGAGAUGGCGGAUCCGCAGAAUCCGUACCGGGAUCUGCCUGGCAACCUGCCUGAGAGGGAUUGA
Colletotrichum karsti is the source of this 711-nucleotide messenger RNA. Its product is annotated as putative o-acetyltransferase. The record is from RefSeq and is a predicted model, not a curated record. Gene Ontology annotation, molecular function: acetyltransferase activity. The transcript is spliced from 3 exons. The coding region runs from base 1 to 711 and encodes 236 amino acids. NCBI's taxonomy places the organism in Eukaryota, Fungi, Ascomycota, Sordariomycetes, Glomerellales, Glomerellaceae.